Pocillopora meandrina is the source of this 12521-nucleotide messenger RNA. The record is from the annotation of a GenBank genome assembly. Lineage: Eukaryota; Metazoa; Cnidaria; Anthozoa; Scleractinia; Pocilloporidae.
UACAUCUCGUGAAAACUUCCUGUUUUCAGUUGAGUCAUUGGCGAACACAGAGAACUACUGACUGUACUGAGUAGACUUUUCUCAAGAGUUCAUCUACCAUCUGGGUCGACUUUAUGACAUUUUAGUGCAUCUCACGGACGGAUUAUUGUGAAAUAACUUGCGCGUGGAUUUCAGACAUCAAGGACUCUCUUGGCGAUCGUAUUUCGAGCUGCAAGCUUGUGCCUGUCUCUUCGAAUCCUGCUCUUUUAUCUUACAUAUAUUACAGAUUCCAGCGUUUCUUCAAACUUCUCAAACUGGAGGACAACAUAAGUUUGGAAAUGAGCAACCCUUGCAAUAACGAAGUACUUAAUAUCAACGGCCAGCCGAUUACUUUGGAUGACAUUCUGGAAGAUACCAGCUUGUAUUUCAACCCAGCUUUUCUUGAUAGUUCUGAUCCAGGUAAGCUAUAUACUCAGGUAGGAUACUUGUGGCAUGAAAUGAAUGCACAAAGGAUAGGUCUUCAAAUUAUGUUUAAGUCAUUCAGCGCUUGAGUAAUUAGGUUUUUUAAUUGCUACCCCAAUGCCCUAUCGCGCACUACAUGCGUAAUGUAAUCAUGAUUUAUUGGGGAAAAUGGUGAAAUGAUAUACUGAUCUUUUAUCGUUUUUCUUAAAGUUCAAUACGUUUUAUGAGAUUUCAAAUGUUGUAUUCAUAUCUAAGUUACCUCUGCCAAUAAUUGACAGUCAUGUACUCCCAAAAAUAAUUGACUUUAUGUUCUGAGUAACUGACCUCACACCCGCCUAUAUUUUUUCACAAAAUACUCCAACGAGAUAUUUCACCUUUAUCAUGGUUUAUCACUCCCUUUGCAACUCUUCAGCCUCCCUUUGUCAGAUUUUUAGCCUCUGACAGGUGAUAACAACCCUGGCUUUUAUGCAAAUUGUUUUCUUUGAUUUAAUUUUUAGCUCACAGUGGCUCGUUUAGCAAUAUACAAUGUACCGUCGAUAUAUUUACUCUUGAUCGUUAUAUUUUGUGCUGACCUUGGCCAGCCAUCAAGGUUGUAAUUUGCAUGGUUGUGCACGUUUUUGUGAUUCGAGGUUGUACAUCAUUGUUCUGGUUAAGCUUUUCUCUGGGAUUAAUAAAUGAACGAAUUAAAAGGCCUUACUUUAUUUACAAAGGAUAUCACUCAACAAGCGAAAGUUGUGCGAGGAAAUGAAUAUCGGACACUACAAAAAACCUUUCCCCUUUAGCACAGCUCACUGAUCUUAUCAUUCACUUGAUUACAAUGCUGUUAGGAGUGUUGAACUGCGACGAGGCCACAUUUAGGUUAAAGGCAACAAAUAGUCAACAGUUUUUGUUUUAUUUUAAUAUAUUGUGAAUUCUUAAUUUGACGUCAUUUCCGACAGUGCGUUAUCUGUAAAUUAAAGUUUUUUGCUUCUUGUCAGAUUUAACAGACUUAACGAACUUAUGUCGCUGAAAUAAUGAAACGAAGAGUGUGUUGUGUUUAAGAGUGCAUUAAAUAAGUUUAAAAUUGCACUUGAUGUAAUAAGAGGCUUUUUACGUGUCAGAAAAGUUUUGAAUUAGCAACUUUAUGUAGCUAGGUCACGUUCCACUAACUUCCACCAUGGCGUUGGCUUUAUAACUCUUAAAAUUAUCAGUAGAAGCUUGUUUGUCAAUUCAUGCCUGAAUAGCAGGCGUAACCAGAUUUCAUCUAAACAUUUCCCUCCUUUUCAGUGGCCAAACUCGAAUAAUCAUGUUUCGUGUAAUUGGUGUGCGAUUGUGCCAUGUGAGGUCAUUAGAAUUCUUGUCACGUUUUCACUUCAUCUAUGCAUGAACUCUGUCACGCAAAUCUAGGCGAUUUUGUGACAUGACCCGAUGACAAUAAAAAUAUCCGAGAAGAUUGAUCACGUCUGUGAAACAACACAGUAAAACCUCUUCGAAAACCAUAGAGCCGAUCGAAGUUUAAUGAAAUGAGGCAUGCAGACCCCGAAAAGAGAGUUAUCUCGCUCCGUGUUUGAUGAGAAAGCGUUCCCAAGCGUAUCUAAGUCGAGCUAGGAAGUCCAUUAGUCAGAGCAUUGCUUAAUAUCCGCAGGAAAAGUUGUUAAAUAUUUAUUGAAUGAUCUUAAAUCAUUUCCAUGACUGGUUGUUGAGUGAGGCGUCCAAUGAUGACCAAGGCAUUUGUGUUAACGGUUGUUUUAAAAAAAUAUGUAAAUACAAUCAUGAUUUUUAUUCCCACCACUCAUUUUUUCACUCAUUCUUCUUCUUCUUUUUUUUUUAGCGUGUUUUGACAAUAUGUUAAUAUCGUCCUGGAGUAGGUGAAAUCCGUAAAGAAUAAAGAAAAAUUAGCGAACAUUUGUAAACCGUCUAAAUUAUAGAAUUGUGUACUAUGGCAAAAAGGUCUUAUUUAUAGGUUCUUUUGUCACGUUCUUCAUGACGCUUUUCUCGAAUGACAGGUGAUUAAUAAUCAUAUUUCAUUCUCUAGACCUGUGGCAAAAUUUUGUAAAUUAGCCUAAAAAUCGCCGAAAAGUUGUCGACGAAACGAUUGUUAGCAGAUUUUUGGGAAAUUCGUGUGUUUAUCAUCCUCACUUAAAUCUUUACACUUUUGCAUCUUUUUUUAUGGUCAAACACCUCUUUUUUAAUGGUUAAGCGGCAUGUGAUGCACGUGUGUGCAAUCACCGACUCUCUGCCAUAUCUAGAGGUCUUCGACCGUAAAUACGUGCUUGAAUUUUUGUUUUCAACUGUCAAGUGCUCAUGGAUAAAAGAACUGUGGCACGAGUCACGUUUUAAGGUGCCUGAUGACAUCCUCCUACGUCCACUGAUAUAUUCUAAACAGAAAUCCAUAGAUAGUUAAUUGAACCAAUUUCAUCUUUAUGUUGUUGAUGAAAAGCUGAAUAUGAACCUUCAUCUAUUACCGAGUACAUCUGCGCUCUUUGAAACUUAUCGCGAACAACGCAAUUGGCCUAGUACAUCGCAUUUCGGUGCAAUUUUUUUCGCGUCAAAAGCAUAAGGUACAUUUGAGCCAUUAGUUGUCGUAUGUCAAAGUUCUUUCAAAUGCCACGUAAGUCAUAAAACCGGCGAGAAAGUACCAAAAGUUGUGAUGCACGUGCGCAGGUUUUUGUUUAUUAAGCGUUAUCCCUGUCAUUUUUACUCUUGAAUCUUGGCUGCUUGGACGUGUGGCGAGGGAGGUGGAAAGUAGCGGUCUGUAUCACGUUUUAUGGCCGGAAGAUAAUGAUGGUAUCAGAAAAACGUGCCGAGCCCACGAGAUAUAAAUCUUCUCUAAAUCUAAAUCUCUUAUGACAAAUAUUUUGGGCAGGUCUUUGUUUUUUUUUUUUUUUUUUUUUGGGGGGAACGGAGGAUUUUCGUUUUGACUCCAAAAUACUUACCUGGUUCCCCCCUAGGCAUUGUAGUUUUCUAAUGAUCCCCCCCCUCCCCCCUCCCCCCUCAUCGGCAGUCUAUUUUCGACUGAUCCCCCAAAAGAAAUCCCUCUAGCCUCCCAGAUUAUAAAUGAAACGACUGGUCCCUUAGUGCAAUUACGAUUCGCAAGAAAAAAAGGGUAAUUAUAUUUCGCAGAAAAUUAAAAAGUAUUUUAGCAAAUUGAACCUUUUUUAAACCUUUUUUGAGUCGAAACCUAUUGCAUAGGUUUUCAGACAAGAUGAUAAAUUGAGACUUGAAGAGUAUUGAACUUUACUUUCAGUUUAGUGACCUUGAAAUAUUAGUAAUCGAAAAGUGUUAACGUUCCUAAAAAGGUUACAACUUACACUACGUUAUGUGAUCCAGAAUGUUGACCAAAGCAAUGAUAUUCAAUGUCUCUGAGAAAGCUAGUGAGGAUAAAAAAAUGAAUAAUCAAAUGAGAGAUAUAAUCUAGAUCUCCGACGCAGAUCUUUCAACCAUCGAGCCCUGUAAUUGACGUCAUGGUCCAUGACGUCAAUUACAGGGCUCGAUUAGCAAAAGGGUUAAAAAAAAUAUAGAGAGGAAAAAAAAUUAACAUUGGCUUAGCAGAUUCGUUCUUGUUUUCAUGUAUACCUUGCGGGGACUGUUGACCUUGACUACAAAUCAAUAGGCCUUCCACCACACCAUCACGUUCGCAGUUCGCGUGGUGAAGGUGUUCAUUUAUUUCUAUGAAAAAAGGAAAAAAAGGCGUGAUUAAUUGGAAUCACACACCUCAUGCGUGAUAUACUAAGAUAGAGUAGUUUCCGUAAAACCAAAGCCAAAGCUAUGACAAUAGCCAAUCAUAGCAAGGAAAUUAUAACGAGGAGCCAAAGAGAGCUCGAGGUAAAAAUAGGCAAACUGGUUAAAGCGCCGGAAAACGCGAGUGAGUAGUUUGCGAUUGGUUUUAGUUUUGAAUAUGAUUGGUGGAGAAAGUAGCGCGAGUUUUCUGUACAAAUCACGUAGCAAGGUACAGCGUAACCAAGGUAAUUCAGGAUUGCUUUCGACACUUUGGACCCUUACAUCAGUAUGAAUAUUCUCCAUACUGGUCUCUGUACAUUUACUAAGGUCCUGACAAGGAGAAUUUGUCUAACAAUCAAGAGUUUCUUUAGUUGGUUAUCAUUUCCUUUAUUCUCACUGAUGACACUAAUGUGAUUCAUUGGUGAUAUUGUGAGGGGAAACUAGAUGCUAGUCACUCUUAAGGGUUAAAGGGUUAAAAUUGCUCUUAUGCCAUAAGAUGUAAUUGAAAAACUAACAAAUAGCUUAAUAGUGGAGCAAUGGAGCCUUUACUGGAUAGGUUAACAUAUAAUUCAAUUAAGGCAUCGCAAAAAAAACACAUGUACAUCAUAUUAAACUAUCGAUUAGGUGUAUUUAUGUUACUCAGUAAAAACGAUUGCCUUUUGUUUCCAAAAAGCAAAACGGGAAAAACUUUAUGCUUUGCUCACAACCAUCAAUUCUGACUCUAAAAAUCGUAGUUACGUUUUUAUUUUAUAUUUCGACUUCACGCAGUGUCAGUGCAAAUUCUAUUGCGUGAAUGAACUUUUUAUUCUUUCUCGGUUGAGUAACCGGGAAAUUAGCUUUUAACCCUUUUACUCCGAAGAUCUCAGUACAGUAAUUCUCUUUACUGUCUGCCAUACAAGUCUUAUGAUGUGAGUUUAAAGAAUUUGGAAUUGGAUCAACUAACAAUCCCCUAAUUGAUGAUUUUUCUUUAGCCUCGUCAUUUAACGGCUUGUUAUUGUAUUAAUAUUGCAAGGAGAAAUCUAUAUUUUGGUCACUCAGGGGAGUUAAAUGCUAAUGCUUGCUCUACGCGAGUGGCAAUUCACUUUGAAUAAGUUUUUAAAGUUAAUUUUUACUUUUUUCAGUGUUUUCUUCAUUCGACCUGAGCUAUACGGAAGAUACAAAGUCUAAUGUGACCAUUCUGGAUUUGAAAGAUGUCUACGAGAAAGGGCAGAUGCGAAGAAAUGCAAACUCAGAACAAAGGCUCUUGGACGCAGAGGUACACCUCAUGGCAACUUCGCAAAAACCAAUUCAGGUAAUGAAACUUAUUAAUGUGCUUCUAUCUUAAAUAAAGACAGAUUUGAAGGAAUGAUAAAUUUUUUCUCGGUAUUCACUUUAGAUCGGGCUUCGCUUCCUUUUAGCCUCAAAUGAAUGGAGAAGUCGUUGGGUGUAAGGGAACUCAAUUUUGGUUCGUGUUAGCGAGGGUGUGUUUUCGGGAGUCGACCAUGUACGUCGCUUCUGUCUAUUGAUGUCGUUUUGUCUCGUUCCUCUUAGGAUGUGCGCGCAUACGUGGAAAGAUGUCCAGAGGCCGCCAGAAUUCUUCAGGACACGAACGGACGAGUGUCUUUGGACUUGGUGUACAGUAAAAGGGAUUUGUUCGUGGCGAAUUUUGCCGUCAACCUCGACUCAGUUUAUUCUAACAAUGGCAUUAAAGUAUAUGAACUUUCACGCGUUAAAGGAGACGAGAGAAACAUCUUCCGUGUGGUUGUUGUACUGCAUUUUGCAGAUGGAACGACGAAGGAAUUCAUCAGUAAAAACUUUCAAGUGCAAAGCAAAAAAGUCACGAAACAGGAACCAGGUAAAAUGAACAGAGAAUAAUUCAUAUGGCAUAAAAAUCCACAGUACUUGUAGUCGUGCCCCCGUAGAUAAAAGGUUGAGUCAGUACUCAUUGAAGCCAAUUGGCCAACCCAGCCAAAGCUUUUCCCGGUUCCCUUAGCAUGAAGUGACUAGAAGUAUUACUUCUCUUCCCUGGAUGGGAUGCCAACCAUCACAAGGUUUUCAUCAGGCUUCCCUGACAAUUCGUUGAUACUCAUUCUUUACUCUUGAGCGGAAAGAGGCACUGUGAGAGUGAAGUGGUUUGUCCAAGAACACAAAAUUUUUCGACCCGGAGUCCAGUGCACUGACCGUAAGGGCGCUGUGUUUCCACUGUUAUGACCCUGUACAUGAAUUUUAUUGCUUCUAAACUCUCCUAAAACAAAGAAUUUUCAAUCACAUCCCCGAAAUUUUCUUAGAUAAUUGGUUAAGUAAGGUUGUCUAGACCCCUCUCGACGUCUUCAACCUCUCCUCCAGGUUCUCUUCCCUCCCUUUAUUUGGUGUAUGAAGAUGCUUUCACCAAUGAUUGUUAAAAAGAUAAAUAUGGUAACUAGAAUUUUCACAAUCACCAAAUUGAAACCGAGGAGUGUCUCUUGUGGUAAUACAUAAAUUAAGGCGAUGAACUGAAUCCCUUUUUUGUCUGCUGCAUUUCACAGAUGAGGAUUCAGUGAGCGUGGAUAACGGAUAUUGUGGAACGCCAAGUCCUGAAAAUAAUAGAAAAAAGCGAAAAUGUAAGUUAUGCACGUUUUAAUCACGAGAAAGCCUGUUCCAGGUGUUAUGUGAAGAAAACGGAGUGAAAUAGAUAACGGCUCGAUAGUAGAAAUCAGAGGUUAAUGUUUGCCGUUCGGAUUUACGGUAAGCGUGGUUCUAAAUCUAUCUCUGCGGGGAAUCUGUCUAGCCUGGCGUGUAACCGCUGACAAAAGCGUAUUUAGUGUAUUGUCAGCUCAUUUCUUUCUUUCUUCUUUUAGUGUUGGAAUUGGAUACCAGUCCUAAUGGAAGUUGGAGCAGUGGCAUGAACAGCGAAAGUAAGUCACUAAUCUAUGUCUGGUUUAUUUGUUUUGUUUUGUUUUUUUUCCCGUUAUAGCUUGGAGUGGAACUAACAGAGGAUCAACUAAAACACGCUAAGAGUCCAAUUUUAUCGAAUCAAAACUAACCAGUAAAGUGUCUUUUUAAAAGCCGUGCAGCAUGUACAGAUCACUCAAUCCUCUUUUGGCAUAAUCAAAACGUUUCAGAGCUAAUGACAGUUCUUUUUUUUCGGUGAACAUUUGUGUCUUGAUCUCAGUUCUGAUUGGCUGAAAGGAAUAUUAUUUCACUUCACUCUUGCCUGCAUUAUUCCAGUCGUGAUAUAUCCAUAGAGGAUAGUCUUUCUGUACAAUUAUCAAUUCGAUUUUUGCAGUAGAGUAAGAAUCAUUAGGGACUUGAUUUCUGUUAACGGCCUCGACCCUUUGCCCUGCAGAAAACACAAACCUUGAUCUUGGUCUUGAUAGUUUUAGGUAUCAUUUCCAAUCUCAUCUAAUUAUUGUUAAUAGGUGUUACUAUUAUAGGUUUAGUUACCAUUCCGCCACCCCCCCCUCCCCCUUAGAAAGAACUAUGACCGAGACAGCGACUGGGGAGCAUCAGCGCACUUAGACGAUUUGAACGGUUCAUUUUACUCUCUGUAAUUUAACUUGGUAAUUCGGUUAAUGAAUAGCUCCCUUAUUUUCAGGUAUCAGCGCCGCAGAGAUAAUUACAAACCGACUCGACGCUCAAUCUGCCAUCAUCAAUGAACUGCGAGUUAAGAAGCCUAUUGUUACACAGAGAGGAGACAUUGCUUAUCACUUCAAACUGAACAAAGCUGAACUCGACCUUCCUCUCGAAGAGGGUGAUAUCGUCGGGUUCUUUGAAGGUCCUGAUGGAAAGACCCACAUAGAGAAACUUACCCAAAUUAAUGCGUUUAAAGCUAAGAUGGCGGGAGUGAUCAGUAGAUCUGCGUAUUUAGAGGCCAAGACGCCAGCGGAUGGCGAAGAAAAAGGUAACAGUAAGAGAAGGUUAUCAGUCUAUUUUGGCACUUCAGCCUCUUCCUCUCGUAUUUGGUAGUCUUUUCCCCCUUUUCUUUAUAUCGGAAAACCUCAAUAUAAAGUAUACAAUCUUUGGUUACAACUAAAAAAUACUCUCGUAAUCAGAGAAUGUUUCUUUUAUCAAAGGGACAUCCUAUCAGGGGACUCUUUUUCUAGUCACGAGGUUGUUCCCUGAAUAGAGAUCUUGCUGUGAUUUGUCCAAAGUUCUACCGAAAGAUUCAUGAGGAUAAAUGCUGGAUUCAAUUUAUUCCAAUCUCGAGGUUGUUUCCUAAAUAGAGAUCUUACUUUGAUUUGUCUAGACGUCUCGUUCAUGAGAGAUUCAUGAGGACAAAUGCUGGGUCAUGUUUAUAAAUGAUUUUUUCAACAAUUCUAAAUGAGUAUUCCCUUAUCUGAACUAACAGCUGGCUGUUCUGUGUCAGGUUUAGACGAUCUCGUGUGUGUGAUUGGCAUGGUGAACGUCAAAGUACUGGGUCCAGUGAAAAACGGCGAGCGAAUCUUUGCUUCAUUGGAACACUCAGGAGUGGCCAUACCUCAGAGCCGCUUGAACGGUCGCGUGGCCAGUGAUGCCUUUCUGCUCGGCCAAACACUAGAAAGACGGGACGCCAAAGAACACGAAGUUAAAUUAGUACAGUCUUUCGUUUCAGUUCUCCUGAGUAUUACAUCCAGUCAUAUGGCCGAAGUUAAAAGCGACGACUUGCGGAAGCACGUCAGAGAGGAUGUCAAAAUAGAAGUGAAUAAGAUCAAGAAAAAAUGUAUUUCAGGUAGUUAUGUCGCCUUUCUUUAAAGUUGUUUUGGUAAUUUGACGUUUUUAAUCGCACACGAGGUCUUCCAGUAUGUUAUUUGGGGCGAGCGUGAAGUGUACCUCCUCUCGUGACUUAACCUUCAAGUACCUCCUCUGGCACGUGACACGUUCGCGCAGAGCGUCCUCUCGCCGGAGAAGCUAAAAGAUUUGCGCCUGUUCGCUGGGUUAGGUAAAUGUGGGACUUAAUUAAAGGGGAACAUAAUCUAUUCAAAAUUACUAUCGCAGCUAUAUUAUCAUUAUAAGAGCAAAGAAUCCGAAGUCAAAUUUUCUGUAGUAAUCACCUUUUUCUGUUGCAUUCUUUAAUACAUACUUGUACGUUUUCAUAGGGGUUGGCCGCUGGUUGUUCGCAGGCUUCAUUCUAGCUGUGUUAUUAGGAAUUUUGUUGUACCAGUUGUUCGUCCCAGGCUCCGCGCUUCGUUAUUACAGGUGUCGCCAGGGCUCCAUCGAAGAUAGUGAACUGUGGUUCACAUUUACUACUACAGACUUUCAGGUAUUGCCCCUCCUUCUUUACUUUUAAAAUACAGAGCUAACUGUACUCAGUCUGGUUUGGAAUUGAUCCGCAUUAUAAAACUACAGUUACGCAAAAACAAACCACAAAAAAAUACGGGGUUUCUCGACGGAAUUUGUCUUCUUAAUAAAAUAUUUUCUAUGGCUAAGAGAUAGCACCGAGGAUUUGAUCGAUAGAUUAACAAAAAUCGUCGUUUUUUUCUUUGUUUGACUUAAAACGUGUGUUUUUUUUUCUGUCCCCCAAACUACCGGGAGAAGCUUUUGUUAAAAGAAAAAAAAUUGUUUUGAAGUUGCGUCUCACGUGUGAUCCUAUGCCGUUAAACGUUUUUUCUUCCACGUAAGAUUCAUUAAUUGUGUCCCCUUUUACUUUAAACAGAUACCUCGUGUGCACUGUAUCGAGUUUGAUUUCGACAAGUUGAAGAAAAAACUGGGUUUGAAUAUUGGCAGAAUAAACUACACUGGUAAAGAAAGGAUUACUAAGGAUAUAGACCUCUACACGAUACGUCUUUUGUUAACAAAAUUACUAUAGAACUUUUUUUCUAGCCCUGGCUAAAUUCUUGACUUUUCCGCGUGAUAUUUCUAUUCGCGACAUGGGGAGCUCCUAUGACUCUAGGUACGCAUUAUAGAGGAACAAGCGGAUGAUCACACAAGCCCCUUGCGAAAAGUGUGCCACUAGAUUACACAAUGGUGCCCCGCUAUAUGAUUUACUGUGUAAACUAAGGGAAGAGUCAUUAUUUAUCAUCCCCUAAGGUGGGAUGAGAGAGGGGGGGAGGGGGGCUCCAGAACUCUUAUUUCCUAUGAUUUUAAGGGGUAACGGAGGGGGAUCGGUCGUCGCUAACAGAUCAUUAACCCUUUACACCCUAACAUCAGUAUGCAUAUUCUCCAUACUGUUCUCCAUACAUUUCCAAAGAGGCUGACAAGGAGAAUUUGAGUAACAGUCAAGAGCUGCUUUAGUUGGUGAUCAUCUCCUCUAUUCUUAUAGCUUUCAUGUUUGAUUCAGGGAUGAUAUAGUUGGGAGAAAUUAGAUGCUAGUCACUCUUAGAGGCUAAGGAGUUAAAGGAUGACUAUAUAAAACUGACGGUCAAUAGGGAGGGAUCCUUAGAAUACUAUAGAGCCUUGUGCAUUACUGUGACACGACCAAAAUUAUUGUCCCCCCCCCGACCCCACAGGCGAUAAAUAAUAACCAGUUUCAUAAAUUUUAAGUAAACCAAGGAAAGUGAAGUAAAUUAUAUGGAAAAUUACUGUGAUAAAUCUCACAACGGAACCAGCUUGGUUAAGGUCGGAGUAGCUUGACACAGAUUUUAAAUGACUACCCGAAAACCUUUGGAGUUAAGUUAUUAGACGCACAUGUACUCAAUAAUCAUGCCUUACUUCUUUAAUGAGCUCGUUUUCUCUCUUUUUCAGACGCACAUUAUUAUCUGAAUCUGGACAGAUGUGCGUAUGGCGGAAUCCGACAUGUUCGGUCGCAUUUGGACAACAAAGAAAUGGUCCGGGGUGCAGAAGUAGUAGCAGUGGAUCACAACUGUACCACUGUAUAUUAUCACUCGGAGAGAUGGGUCCCGUAUGAAUCGGGCAGGGAUAUCGUGUGUUCUGCACAUCCCAAGUAACUGGCACUGGGGGCAGGAAACUCCAGGUGUAGGACUAACAGGAAUCUCCAGGUGUACAUUAUCCUAGAGAAUAUUUUCUACUAGAUGGGAGUUUGGACUUAAACGGAAGUUAAAUUCACUCGGAUGGGGGCUGAAUUCCGCUAUAGAUGUGGAGGUCAAGAAGACUCCCUGUGUUUGCAAAAGAGGCUUUGUUAGAAAAACAAAUAUAUUUAUACAGAUAAAAGAACAGAACAACAUAGACCGGAAAGAUUUUCUUGACGAUCCUUCAGCUCAAUAAUUUAAGUGUUAGAUAGCAUUUGCGGAGACGAGAGAACCGCGUAGUACAAACUAUAUGGCUGGUCCAUGUAUGCUUGUUGAAAACUUUAUAUUUGAUUUUGCCCAGAUGCUCAGUUUUUUCUUUACAGUUAGAUAGUCUCAGAUAGUCUUUUUGUAAUGUUAAUUUAGUUAGACAAUCUUUUACUAUUAAUAUUACUAUCAUUGUUAUGAUUGCCAUCAUUAUCAAAUUAAUAUUACAUUAAGGAAGAUGAAGUAAACUUUUCCCAUGAAUUUUCCAAUUGUGCAUCACCUGUAAAGAUAUUUGAUACUGAGUGCCAAAUGUUAUAAAGACCUACAUCGUAGAAACCUCUUUAAAUAUGUCUUGGCAUCUUAAAAACGAAAAUCUCAUAAGGAGAAUGAUAUACAGAGCAAGGCAAAAAAAAAACAUUGUAAGGCCAACCUGAGGUAUUGGAAGGCCCGUUGUAACACUGCAUAGUACGUAUUUCGAUUAAAAACGGAAAAUACCAUUAGGAGUUGAUGAGAACUUACAAAAAAAACAUGUGAAACGCUUUUCGUGCAGGAAACAGAACUGACAAUUGACGAGUAUUUUAGUUUUAUAUGUGAUUGGCUGAGAGUAGUAAGAGUUUCCUAGAUCAUUCACAGAGCGAGACUUGAUUGAAAAUUGCUCUCUUUGUAAUGUCCGUUGCCGGGCAUUUUAUCCACACUUCAUAUACAGCUGAUUAGGUUCGUAGAUAGGGCUCUAGCUGGAAAAGGGCUGCAAAAAAUAUAUCUACAGAUGUUUUUUUACAACCAUAUUAAAGUACGUUUUCCUCGUUGUAAUUUAGUAAUCUGGGUGACCGCAUGAUAACACAAUCGCUGGCUUAUUUGAAAUUCCUUUUUUCUGCCAAAGGGAAAGGCUGGUCCUUCAUGAAUUUUAUUGUAAAUGUUUUUUGGAGAUAUUCGACCAUAAUGUAAAGAGUUAUUCCCGUGAUUAAUAUUCAUCAUCUUGUUUGAAGACAAGACAAUCAUCGUCGUCGUCGAUCGAAUAAUAUUGUAUCCUACUUACCGCGUCGUUGAGUUUGUUAAAAAUAUAUAUUGCUAUUUGAUUUUCACUUGACAUCUUGGUUUAUUAGAGCUUUUGUUAUUCUGAAUAACAAAAGCAUUUUUAUGAUUAUCACUUCGUCACAUUUGUGAACUUCAAGGCGGACCCUGUUUGUUCCAAGGUGGAUACCAGUUUCUUCUUGAAUCAAGAGCAUAAAAAAAGGUGACCCCAUUUAAAAUCCUCUGCUCCUAUCCUCAGGUGGU